AUGAGAAGGAAACCAGUGGAUUCCUUUAGCAAUAACCCACCAGCUCCCACUAACCCUUAUCAACAGCUGACCACUUUUAAUAAUCAAUUUAGCUCACAAGUAAACGAUGAAUUGAAUAGAUCUCAACCUUAUUCGUCAACCUCAUCAAAGCAACAACCCCAACAACUGGACUCGGCAUCGGGGGUGGGCAAUAGUAACAGCAUUCGCAAGUCUUCUAGUUCCAUGUUUAGUUUGAAACGACAUAGAGAUAAAGACACACAACUGCGUCAACACCAUCACCUGCACCAUAUAACUGACAGUCUAUCCGAUGUGUCGUCAACGGACUCUGCAAGCAUUUUGUCAGCAGGUACGCAAAUAUCAUCCCACAGUAGACGACUGUCCCAAAAUCCGUAUCGGGAACAAUUGCAGUUUCAACAGCAAAACCAUCUGCAACAACCAAUUAGCUCACACCAAUUGCUGCAGCAUAGCCUACCGCAGCAGCAAAACUCCCAUUUCCCCCCUUCAAGAUCAUCCUCAGCGGCAAAUCCAUCAUCAUACUCAACUUCAUCCCAACAUAAUAGGAAAUCGUCCGCUUACAGUGUUUCUACUAUGGGUACAGAAAAGGCUGCUUUCAAUCCUUAUGAUACGCCAACACAAUUAUCUCGCCAACAAACUAAUGCGACUUCAAACACGAAUUUAUUAAGCAGAAUGUCAACAAAUAUAUCACUCAACUCGGCCAUGAAAUCUAAUAGAGGCUCUACAGAUGGAGAUGAGAGGUUUCAUUUAGAACGUCCAUCUUCUGCAUUUGAAAUUGAUAAAAUGUUUAAGGCCAUGUUGGAAAAAAUAAAUUUCAAGAGUUUACCACCACAAGCAAUGAGAGACUUGUUGAACUAUGACACAGAUAGAAAGUGGAUGAUGAUUGAGCAGGAGAGACGAGCUGAGCAUGAAAGACAGCUUCGAUACGUCCACAAAACCAAUAGCGAAUUACCAGAAACUUAUGCUAGAUGGUUAAUGCUGAAAACAAUAACAACAUCACAACUAAAUAAUUUAUGGGUACAGCUAAGAAGUGAGCCAAUAUCUUGGGUACGGGAAUUUGUUUAUGACUGCCAAGGAGAUGCAUUGUUGUCAUCGUAUUUACAGAAACUCCACGAAGGAAUGGGAACGCAACUGAUUAUCUCAAUCACGGAUGAAGUGUUUGAUAAGGAGCAUUACAUAAUGCGUUGUUUGAAAUGCGUUAUGAACCAAAAAUUAGGUGCAGAAAGAAUCAAAACGGAUGUCGAUCUUUUUGUUAAUGCUGUUAGUGGCAGUCUCCUCUCACCCAGAUUGCUCGUGAGAAAGUUGGCAACUGACGCGCUUACGUUUGUUAUAUCAUACAACGCUAACGAUAAUGGGCGGUACCAUAAAGUACUUCAAGCUGUUGAUUCAUUGAACGAACGAAUACUCUAUGAUUUUGAAGAUUAUGAUGAGGCAAAUGCUCGUAAGAAAAGAGAGUUGAUUCGUAAACCGCCUCCAGUAAGCUGCAAGCGGUUUGAGGUGUGGUUGGGAUUGGUUGAGAGAACCGUUGAUGCAACAGGUAAAUUCAACUCGAAUGUUGGUGAAAGAGAAGAAAUCAAAUCUCAGUAUGUGGGAUCCACCUCGAAGGAAAACCAUUUACCUGACUACUGCAUUGCAACAAUGUUAUUCAUCAACAUCAUAAUCGAAAGUGCCACAGAUUUCAGAACGAGAUUCCAGUUUCGUGGACAAUUUCAAGCGGCAGGAUUGCAUCGCUUGUUCAGCAAAUUUCAGACUUUACAACAGCUGUUGCUCAAUAAACAUAUAGAACGAUACUUGGAAUUGGCUAAAGAUGAUGAAGAGGAAAUGAGAAUUGUUCUGGGUUUCGAUGGUGAAUUGAAUUUCAAUGAUCCUGUCGACUUGGUCAAAUCUUUAUGGGAAAACUUCAGAGGGUCUGAUAACCAAAGUCAUUUCCUCAGUACAAUGCAACAUUUGUAUCUCAUCCAAUCAGAAAAAAAGAAUAAUAAGCAGGAGUUAGGUCAAAGUUUGCGAAUUCUUGACAACAUUAUACAAAAUCUAUCAUCUCAACAAAGUAGUGAUGAAAAUGCCGCUUUGAACAUUGCUAUAAAUAAAUUGCACGCCAACAUGAGUACUGAUGAUCAGUACAGACGUGCAUUAGAGGAGGUAAAGUACUAUAGAAAAGUGGCCGAGGAAGCCACUGCAGAACGAGAUGAAAUGACGAGGCAGGUCGAGAUGGGUGCAGAAGGAAUGAUUACAAGUUUGAAGAAUGAGGUUACUGAACGUGAGUUAAUCAUUGAAAGAUUUAGAAGAACUAACGAGGAGAUGAAGGAAGAAAUGCGUAACUUGAAGACAAAAUUGAUGCGAGAAAAACAGGAGCAGGAGCUUGAAAUGAGGGAGUUUUUGGUUAUGUUGACUAGUGGUGAUAUUGAAACUUCGGUUUCCAAAAAGGGCAAGAAAACGACAGCAUCGGUCAAGACUACAAAUGCUGAAUUAGCAGAAAGGCUAAGGAAAGAAAUUCAUCGUCGUAGGGCCGAGUCGAGAUUGGACAAUAAGCGUUUGGGUACUCAUGUGGAACCACUGAAAAAGUUGAGGGCUUUGAGGGACCAAAUGGGUGAUCUUCAAAAUAUUGCUCGAGAAUUGGAAAUGACCGAUUUUGAUACAUAUAGUGAGCCUCAGUUGGAGGAACAAAGUCCAUCAGAACCAGAAGUUGUUGAAAUCGUGUCAGGAUCAGAUUCAGAAGUUGAGUCAGAACCGGAACAAGAACCUGAAAUAGUCUUGCCGCCUGUUCCUUCUCCUGGAAAGAAGCGUGGAAUGCGCAGUGACGAUUUGACCAAACUUGAUGGCUUGAGGAAGAAAUUAUCCAACUUGCAAAGCGAGUCCAACGACAUUAUGAAAUUCAACACCAGUUCCAUGUUCAACAAACAAAAGUACCUUGCAGUUGAGAGAUUGCAAGAGUUGGAGUCUAGCUUUAGUGACUUUAAUAUUGACUUUGGAAUUCAAAAUGAGGACGAUUACACCUUUUCACCAGGUGCUGAUGAUUCAAUUAAAGACAAGACAAAAGAGGUUUUGAACGAAGUGGGGAGAUUACGCAAUGAAUUAAGAAAUCAAUUGGCAGAAGCAAAUAAACCAAAAUUAGCAAAGAAGAAAACCUCAGUGAUGGACAGACUCGAGGACAAGUACAUGAAAGGGAAAGUACAAACGAAUGCAGACGUUUCUAGUCAAAAUGUAAAGGAGCACAAAAAGCUGAAUAGAAUGACCACAAUUGGUUCCAUGGAUCCUCGAUUCCUCAAAGAAUUAAGCAAUAAGGUCCAACUAGCUGAACCUAUCGACAUGUCCAAAGUCGGUGUUAACGGUGAAACAACAUCGGCUGAGAAGGGAAUGAAUGAAUUUAGUUUGAAGUCAGCACCAGAAUCUGCACAACCAGGAAAUGAUUCUGCUAACUCGACUUCAGGACCAUCUCUACCUCCUCCUCCACCUCCUCCUUUGCCCCCAUUGUUGGGAGGGGAGUCACCCAAGUCUGCUUCUGCUUUACCUCCGCCCCCGCCACCUCCUCCACCACCUGCAUUUUUGAAUGGAUCUACAUCAGCGCCUCCUCCACCACCUGCACCACCUUUCCCUCCACCUUUGCCAAGUGCUACAUCAUCUAGGAACUCGCCACAAUUACCAUCACCAGCCUCAAUUGGCUCACCAAUUUUAGGAAAUAUCCCACGACCCAAGAAAAAGCUAAAACAAUUGCAUUGGGAAAAGAUUGAUCAUACUGAGGUCGACAAUUCAUUUUGGAAGGAGCCAAAUUCUGAUACACUUGCUAGUGAAUUGAUGUCAAAGGGUGUAUUUGAUGAGAUUGAAAUUAUAUUUGCCGCUAAAGAAAUUAAGAAGUUGGCAUCAAAGAAAAAGGAAGAUAUGGAUAAGGUGUCAUUUUUGUCCAGGGAUGUUGCACAACAAUUUAGUAUCAACUUGCAUGCUUUCAGUUCAUUGUCAGACGACGAACUUGUCAUGAAGGUAUUGAGGUGUGACAAAGAUGUUGUUACUAACUUAUCUGUACUCGAGUUUUUUGGCAAAGAGGAGAUCACAGAGAUUACUAAUUCAGCGGUCAGAAACUUUGAGCCAUACUCAACGGAUUACAAGACUGAUGAGAUCACUAAACCGGAUAAGGAUCCAUCGGAGUUGCAAAGACCGGAUAGAAUAUUCUUGGAGUUGAUGUAUAAUUUGCAGCAUUAUUGGAAGUCAAGAACUAGAGCAUUGUCCGUUAUUGCCCAAUACGAAAAGGAUUAUGAUGACUUGGUUUCUAAAUUGAGAGCAAUAGAUGCGUCGGUGGACAGUAUAAAAAACUCAAAACAUUUGAAAGGCGUAUUCGAGAUUAUAUUGACCGUGGGAAACUAUAUGAAUGAUUCGUCAAAGCAAGCUCGUGGGUUCAAGUUGAGCUCAUUGCAACGUUUGGGUUUCAUGAAGGAUGAAAAAAACAGUAUGACAUUUUUGCAUUAUGUUGAAAAGCUUAUUCGUACACAAUAUCCAGAGUACCUCGAAUUCCUUGAUGAGCUAGCUAAGUGUAAUGAAACUGCAAAAUUUUCAAUUGAGCACAUAUACAACGAUUGCAAAGAUUAUGUUCAAAGUAUAAAGAACGUGCAAAGCUCAGUCGAUAUUGGAAACUUAUCUGACAUAUCCAAAUUCCACCCACUGGAUCGUGUUUUAAAGCUUGUUUUGCCUGCAUUGCCAAAAGCAUCAAGAAAAGCGGGCUUACUUCUAGAUCAAGCCGACUUUACUUUGAAACAGUUUGAAGACUUGAUGCUUUAUUUCGGUGAGGAUGCACAGGAUCUGUUUGUGAGGAAUUCUUUCAUCAGUAAAUUUACGAACUUCAUGAAGGAGUUCAAACGUGCACAAUCUGAAAACUUGAAACGUGAAGAAGAGAUCAGAAUUUACGAACAAAGAAAGAAAUUGGCAGAGUCAGCUAACAAAAAUGGCAGUGGUUCCAACACUCCAAAUAAUGCUACUGGCAAUGAUGAAGAUGAAGGAGUCAUGGAUUCGUUGUUGGAAAGAUUGAAAGCAGUGGGACCAGCAAAAGGAGAGCCAUCAUCGGCUCGAAAGAAAGCUUUAAUGAGACGCCAAAUUUUGGAGAACAGUCGUAAAUAUUCCAAUGAUGGACCUCCGUCCCCGACAAAAUCAGAUUCUUUUGACUUGCUGAAAGAAGGUUCAGAAGGAUUGGCUUCACCUGUUGAUGAGAAUACAGAUGUUUCAGACAAAGAUCGUACUGAGACUGAAAAUACCAAUUUAGAUGAGAAAGAUGCUCCAAUCGGAUCCAGGGCAAGGAAUUUGUUGCAAGAACUUCGUAAUGCUAACGAGGAGGGACCUAAUGGUGAGCUAACAGCUCAACAAUACAGACUUGAGAGACAACGGAGGAAAAACCAAGCCGAGUCUGGAUGA
Messenger RNA from Lodderomyces orthopsilosis Co 90-125, 5409 nucleotides. It is a transcript of the gene BNI1, whose product is annotated as formin. The record is from RefSeq and is a predicted model, not a curated record. Gene Ontology annotation, cellular component: cell division site; cellular bud neck; mating projection tip. The transcript has a single exon. Bases 1 to 5409 code for a protein of 1802 amino acids. Gene Ontology annotation, biological process: mitotic actomyosin contractile ring assembly; barbed-end actin filament capping; actin filament bundle assembly. NCBI's taxonomy places the organism in Eukaryota, Fungi, Ascomycota, Pichiomycetes, Serinales, Debaryomycetaceae. Gene Ontology annotation, molecular function: small GTPase binding; actin binding.